UAAAUGUGCAUUCAUUUCCAUUACUCCUUUACCCCUCCACUUUUCAGAUCCCCCAAUUAAUGAAAGAAGACACCUCACUGUAAUAUUGGUGAUUCGUAUGUGAAAUUACAACAGUAAGUGGAGUGAAAGCAGCCGCCGAUACAAAUCUUUUUCCUCAGAAUACUACCGACGUGAUGAAACCUCCUCUCCACAUGGCCCUACCCUUGCUCUAUUUUCCUUAAAGCUAUUCCUUUUUCAUAUAUUCUGCCACCCAAUGACACUCCAGAGGUGACCAAAUUCCCUCUUCAUUCUCACAAAUCACCAUUAUAAAAAUUGGACUUUGGACUCUCUUCCCAAGUCUCAUUCUUUUUUCAAAAACCAUAACAUCAGAUUCUCUUCUCCAAACCCAAAUCGAAACCAUAUAUUUCGCUUUGUUUUUGAAAUUCUGAUUUGGAUCAAUGUCGAAGAAUAUAUUAGUGACAGGUGGAGCUGGGUACAUUGGGAGUCACACGGUGUUACAAUUACUGUUGGGUGGUUACAAGACAGUGGUGGUUGAUAAUUUGGAUAAUUCUUCUGCAAUUGCUAUCAAAAGGGUCCAGGAACUUGCGGGUCAAUUUGGUCCUAACCUCUCCUUUUACAAUAUAGAUCUGCGUGACAAGCCUGCAGUUGAAAAGCUUUUCGAGUCUAACAAGUUCGAUGCUGUUAUCCAUUUUGCUGGACUAAAAGCAGUGGGUGAAAGUUGCCAGAAACCUUUGAUGUACUAUAACAAUAAUAUUACAGGUACAAUUACCCUGCUGGAAGUCAUGGCAACGCGUGGAUGCAAAAAUCUUGUGUUCUCAUCAUCAUCUACUGUCUAUGGCUGGCCAAAAGAGGUUCCGUGUACUGAGGAAUCUCCCAUAAGUGCUGCAAAUCCUUAUGGAAGGACAAAGCUCUUCACCGAAGAAAUUUGCCGGGAUGUCUACCAUUCUGACCAUGAAUGGAAAGUCAUAUUGUUGCGGUACUUCAAUCCUAUCGGUGCACAUCCAAGUGGCUAUAUUGGUGAUGAUCCGCGUGGAAUUCCAAACAACCUUAUGCCCUUUGUUCAACAAGUUGCUGUUGGCAGGAGACCAGCACUGACAGUUUAUGGAACUGAUUAUCCAACAAAGGAUGGUACAGCGGUGCGUGAUUACAUUCAUGUUGUUGAUUUAGCAGAUGGCCAUAUUGCUGCUUUGCAGAAGCUGUUUGAUCCUUUGACAGGCUGUGAAGUUUACAACCUGGGAACUGGAAAAGGAUCGUCAGUCUUGGAAGUGGUGUCAGCAUUUGAGAAGGCAUCAGGAAAGAAAAUUCCACUGGUGAUGUCUGGUCGACGGCCUGGGGAUGCUGAAAUUGUAUAUGCAGCAACAGAGAAAGCAGAACGAGAAUUGAAUUGGAGGGCAAAGUAUGGCAUUGAUGAGAUGUGCCGCGAUCAGUGGAACUGGGCCAGUAAAAACCCUUAUGGCUAUGAAGGAUCUGAAGAAUCAAACUAACAGUGCAGUAUACUCCUUUAACUGCAAUUUAUUUUCAUGAUCGCAUCAUUCCAGCUGUUGGUUCGUUUAUCCUUACUGCUAAUCACCAACAUGUAGACCAUCAAUCUUUUUUCGGGGUAAGGAUUCCACGUAUAUUACUAGGAUUACAGAAUGGUCGGAACAUUUAUAUUUUUUCUAACUGGAGUUCCGAAGCUAGUGGUGGAACUUUUUCCGCCCUGAAGAAACAGGGAUAGUUGAUGAAUAAUGGAGUAGCUCGUUUAGCUGAAACCUAUAGUGGCAUUUAUUCGUUCUUUUAUUCUUUUGUAACUAGCAGCAUUACAAUCAUAUUUGUUUAAAGAAACUAUUUAUAUUUAUUGCUUCAAUUAUUAUACUGGUCCACUGUGUAAGCCUGUUAAGUUAAGCAAUUUGCUGGCAGUAUAUCUUCUAUUUAGUAGUUGGAAAGUUUAUUAUGCUCAA
Molecule: messenger RNA, 1940 nt
Organism: Nicotiana tabacum (common tobacco)
Lineage: Eukaryota; Viridiplantae; Streptophyta; Magnoliopsida; Solanales; Solanaceae
Product: UDP-glucose 4-epimerase GEPI48
Biological process (GO): galactose metabolic process
Cellular component (GO): cytosol
Molecular function (GO): UDP-glucose 4-epimerase activity
Source: RefSeq, a predicted model, not a curated record